AUGAUGGAUGGUUGUCAUGAUGUUGACAAAUUUUUAAGAUUUGGUUCAUUAGCUAAAAAUCGUAUAGAAGAUGAAAAUAAUGAAAUUAAUUUUGAUAAUGUAUCAACUGUAAAAGAAGCUUUGAAAUCUUUAAACAAAAAUAGUAAUCCUGAUGCUCCUGCUUCAGCUCAAAAUGUUUAUGAUAUGCCAAAAUCAUUUAUUGAUUUAGUCAAAUAUAAAUUAGAAUAUAAUGAUUUUUGGUAUUUGGCAGAUUGUAUUAUUAAAGGUGAUUUUCAAACUUAUUCAACUUUAGAAAAAGAAACAAUAAAUGAUAUAAAAAAAUAUCAUCCUGAUAAAACAUUAAAUGAAAGUCAAAUAAAAAGAGAAUUAACUAAAGGUUUAAUAGGAUAUUGUGUUGAUCAUAAAACUAGAGCAAAUCCUGUUAUGUUUCUUAGUUCGCAACAAUGUAAAACUAAUGAUGAUAAUACAGUUACUCAUAGUUAUUGUGAACAUAUGAAAAUGUUACUUGAAAAUCUUUCAUCAGAAGAUCGUUAUGCUCUUGUAACAGCUGAAUAUGGAAAGACAAAAUUUACAUCAUUACAUUAUGCUGCAUUAAUGGGAUCUCCAUGUAGUUUAUUAGUUUUAUUAUCAAAUGGUGCAAAUGUUAAUGUUUAUGAUAAUAUGGAUGCUCCACCUUUAAAAUAUGCACUUGUUAGAAAAAAUGUUUCAUUUCUUAAAGUACUUUUAAUGUUUGGAUGUAAUAUUGCUGAUUAUAUUGAAACAUGUAUAAAUAAUUUUUCUUAUUCAAGAUAUGAACAAAAAAUUAGGCAACGUAUUAGUUUAUUAAAAAAUAGAUUAUCUAAUACAAAAUAUGUUUUUAAAGGAUGGUGUGAACAAUAUAUUAAAGAUUUAACAGUUAUAGAUGUAAUAUCAAAUGUUUAUAUUACUAGAGGAGCACUUUAUCCUGGUGGUAAUAUAGCAUAUCCAGAAGCAUCAACUUAUUUUGCACAAACUCAAAUUGUACGUGUUGAUAUGAAAUUUGUUAAUGGAAAUAAUCAAGAUCGUCUUGAAAAUGGUUUAUUUCCUGUUAUUAUUAUGAUUCCAUUUAAUUUUAAUGAAAAAGAACUUGGUGGUUGUAUAAGUGAAUUUCAUGCAACAAAAGUGAAAUUUGUCUCAGAUAAUAGAAGGGAUAAAAAAGAAAAAAUUGCAAAAUAUAUAAUUGAUAAUUUAAAAAUGGAAGGGACAUAUGCAACAUCAAAUGGAUAUCCAGUUUUACCUUUAACAAUAGAACCUCCACAUAAUGGAUAUUUUUAUAUGUUUAGGAUUCCUGAUAAUGUUAUCCAUAUUAAUCAACUUAAAUUUAAAUAUGAAAUUAGAGAUAUUAAAAAUCCUCAAUAUCUUAAUUUAGCAAUAGGAUUAGUUCUUUUGCAAAAAAUAAGGUAG
This is a messenger RNA of Strongyloides ratti, 1422 nucleotides long. RefSeq names its product Ankyrin repeat and Ankyrin repeat-containing domain-containing protein. Gene Ontology annotation, molecular function: protein binding. The record is from RefSeq and is a predicted model, not a curated record. The transcript has 3 exons. Lineage: Eukaryota; Metazoa; Nematoda; Chromadorea; Rhabditida; Strongyloididae. Bases 1 to 1422 code for a protein of 473 amino acids.